Messenger RNA from Ascoidea rubescens DSM 1968, 1005 nucleotides. It is a transcript of the gene CCL1, whose product is annotated as TFIIH complex kinase subunit CCL1. Gene Ontology annotation, cellular component: nucleus; transcription factor TFIIK complex. The annotation marks the transcript as partial. Gene Ontology annotation, biological process: regulation of cyclin-dependent protein serine/threonine kinase activity; regulation of transcription by RNA polymerase II. The record is from RefSeq and is a predicted model, not a curated record. Lineage: Eukaryota; Fungi; Ascomycota; Saccharomycetes; Ascoideales; Ascoideaceae. Gene Ontology annotation, molecular function: cyclin-dependent protein serine/threonine kinase regulator activity. The transcript is spliced from 3 exons.
AAGAGAGUCACCGAUGAUGAUUUAUAUAGAAGAUCUAGUCAAUAUCGAUUAUGGUCGUUUAAUCAGAAGCACUUGAUGGAAAAAAGACAACGAAUCAAUGAAAAUGGAAGAAAUUUUGUUUUAAACAAGUUACGAGAUUUAAUAUUUAAUGAUGAUAAAAUCUUGGGAGAUAAUGAUUUCAAAGAGACCAAAUUUAAAGAAAUUAGUUCUAAAAUUGAAUUUGUUGAUGUUGAGGAAGAAAUUAAGAUGAUCAAUUAUUAUUCAAGAAGAGUGGAGGAUAUUUCGAAGAUUUUCAAUUUAUCAUCAGAAGUAAAGGCUACAGCAUUAAGUUUUUUGAAAAAGUUUUAUUUAGAGAAAAGCUGUAUGGAGUACCAUCCCAAAAAAAUAUUAUAUACAUGUUUAUUUUUGGCUGCCAAAUCUGAAAAUUGCUUUAUUUCUAUUGACAAAUUUAUUGAAACAAUUGGAAAUAUAACGAAAAAGUCGAUAUUGUCAUUAGAGUAUAAAAUCUUGAAUGUGUUAAAUUUUACAUUAAUGGUGCAUCAUCCAUACAAGCCAUUGUAUGGAUUCUUUUUGGAUAUUCAAUACACUUUAAUUCGGAAUAAGCCUAAUGGGAUGACAUUUUUUUAUACAGAAAAUUUAUUGAAUCGAGAUUAUAGCAAUGCGAAAAAUUUGGUGAAAGAGACAUUGAUAUCUGAUGUUCAGUUUUUAUUCACGCCACCACAAAUAGCACUUGCAUGUUUUUUACAAGUUAAUGAGGAGAUAACAAUAGCAUAUUUAAAACAAAAGUUUCGAAAUAAAAGGGCCUUUUUUAUUGAAGACAAUGCCACUAUAACUAAUACUCUUAAUAAUAAUAAAAAUUAUCGAAAAUUGCUUUCUGUAAUUCGAUCAUGUCAAAAGCUUAUGAAAGAAUCGUUUGAUCCGAGCAUUGAAGAAGCUACAAACAUAGACAAGAAAAUAUAUUACUGCACCAAUCCAAAGAAAUUAAUUAAUAAAGAGCGUAAAAAA